Messenger RNA from Cloeon dipterum, 1254 nucleotides. Its product is annotated as C-type lectin domain-containing protein 141-like. The record is from RefSeq and is a predicted model, not a curated record. The coding region runs from base 91 to 1254 and encodes 387 amino acids. The transcript has 13 exons. Lineage: Eukaryota; Metazoa; Arthropoda; Insecta; Ephemeroptera; Baetidae.
AAAUACAACUCUCACUCUGUAUUUCUCUUUCAGAUUGAAACUGAUGUAAUAUUUAACCAUUUUGAACAUACCGCUGUGAAAAAGAUUAUUAUGUGGACUGCUCUUCUUCCUUCCUUGAUUGCGAUGUGCACGUUCAAUAUCGAAACAUCUGCAGUAAUCCCUUCAAUCGUAAAAGUGAAGUUUAUAAGAAUUCGGAAUACGCAGCAACGUAGGAUAUUCAUUGAAAAAUGCUGCGCAGAUUCUAUAAGUCACUGUGACUUAAAGAACACGACAGAGUACAUCAGCACUAUAUCCGCGACCACAAAAUUAAAUAAGAACACGCCUGCAGUAGGGAUGAGUUCCCUUGUCAAAGAAACAGUGACUACUGAAAUUUCUUCAACGGCACUAGGAACCACAGCAACUUCCACUGUUGCAACCACAGCAUUAACGUCAUUGUCAACCUCCACAACCACCACGACUCCGACAACAACAACAACAACAACAACAACCACGACUCCCACAACAACAACAACAACAACAACAACAACAACAAAAACAACAACCACUACUACCAUAACAACAACGACGACGACAUUACCACCAUGUAUUCCCUUUACCUGCCAACCAAAUGCUACAAAGCUUGACUCAAAAGGACUGGUUGACCCAAAAGCAGUCACGAACGGAUUCUUAAAAGUUGCUUGCGAUCGACUCUACCUGUUCAGUGUGGACAAGAAAACGUGGGCUGAGGCUGCCUCUGAAUGUUGCUCGUUUGGGAUGUCACUAAUCACUGUGGAGUCGUGGCAGCGCCUAUCGUGCAUCUCCGAUUUGAUGAACAGUGGCGAUGGCUCUGGGCUCGCGGGAGAAUAUUUAACUUCGUUGAGCGACUAUCAGAAGGAGGGCACGUAUAUUUGGUGCAACGGAAACAACACUGUCCUGGGCAACCUGACGUGGAAUUCCAGAGAGCCAAGCGGAAAGAGCGCCACAGGUCAAGAGGAAGAUUGUGGUUCUAUCACCAUCGGACCUGGGCCGGUGAAUAGCAAUGUUCUAAGCGACAUUGAUUGCGCUACAGUUAAACAAUACAUUUGCGAGACGCCUGCUGUACAAACAUGUAAUUCAUAUUCUUGCCAGAACACCAGUUGCACAGUAGACCCUGUUAAACGUGCGCAAUCAAUUGGUUGGAAAGACAGCUCCGUAGGAGAAUUUAAAAGUGUGUGCGGCCGCCAGUAUUAUCUGCACCGUAUUCCGGCAAGCCUCUCAAAACUUGCUAGAAAUUAA